AUGUGCAUUGAAAAAUUUCCACUGGAUAUCUGGUUAGGUGUGUCAAAAUACUUAACAUGUAAUGAUCUGUUGAAUAUUAGAUUGUGUAGUAGAUCAUUGAAUAGAAGUUUGACUUCCUCGAUAUUGUGGAGAGAAAUUUGUUAUGACUAUUGGUUGAACCAUGAGGAAUUAUGCUGUGAGAAUGGUUUUUAUGGUGUGGUAAAAUAUAAUUGGUUUGAAACCUAUUGUAACAGGAUAUUAAUUGAAAAAAAAUUAGUUGAAAUACUUACUAAUUUUGUAGAUCAAUUAGAUUUUUUGUUUGGUAAACUUUCGGACUUUCGUAAUGAGUAUGAUACUUUACGUUUAAUGUCAUCUUUAUACCAUCUAACCGAGUUAGACCCAACAAAAUGCGAUAACAAGAUAUCAUUUGAAAUUAUAUCACUUGCUGAAAGAGUUUUACACUCUAUGAGAUUAAAUAUAUUAUUCGAGGAUAUUUUAAAUCCAAAAAAGAACGAAAAUUCUACUUGCGAUGUAGAAAAUGUUCUUCUUCUAUUUUCUUAUUUGGACCCUAGUUUUGAUACUCUGUUAAAAUAUAGAGUUAAGGCAUUUAACGAUUUAAAAUCUCAUAUCCAGGAAAUAUACACUUCUAUUGAAAUAUUUUCAAAUAUAUCUACAAGAUCAAAGUUGUUUGUAAUAUCGAACUACUUUAAUAACAAGUUCUUUGAGAGAGAUUUCAAUUAUAAUGGAUACGCAAUAGAAGACAGUAGUUUAGUUAGAGUUUAUUCUGGAGAGACUAAAGGUUUAUCUAUACAUAAAUUAUCGAUAAUUCAAAAGGCAUUAAAAAUAUAUAAUGUUGAUAGUGUCAUGUGUGGAUUUUUUUUAACUGUUCGAAAUGAAUCAAGGAAACACUUAUGUUAUGUGUUCAUAAAGGAUGAUAAACAAGCAAUUGUCAUAGAAAAGCCACAAAUGAAGAAGAUUAUAAAGAAACAUUUUGACUCACAAACACGCCAAUUAAACUUUUCAAUAUAUACAAAGGAAAUUUUCAAACCUCUUAGUGUCAAUAAAUUGCAAGAAGAUCUCAAGAAUGAAGUACUCUCUAAAUGUAAUCAUACAAUAUGGUGGAAGUCAAGACGAACACCAAGAGUAAAAGUCAUGAAUGAUAAUUAUUCAAUUAGUAAGAAUACCAUAGAUAAACGGAUUAUACAUUUAUAUUUUGAAAUAUCAAAGAUUAAAAGCUACGGAAGUGAACAAGAUAUAAGAAAAAUAGUUUACUAUUUGCAAUCACCAGAAAUCGAACUUCUAGGCAGGUUAAACUUUGAGUUUCCUUUUUUUGAGACAGCAGUUGAAAUUUUAAAAGAAUUAAAAAGGAAUAGGAAUCCAAAUGUAGUGGAUUCAUUUCAAUAUUCGUUGACGUUACCCUUUGCUACAGUUGGACGCGGAAUAGAAGUCGGAACCUUCUAUAUAUCAGACAUCACAAAAGAUAUUUACUGUCUGUUGGCAAUUGGUAAUCAAAAAGAUGAUACAUCAUAUCAUAAAUGUUUAAUUGAUAAUCUAGGAAACAUUAGAACUGUUAGAGACGAUGAUGACACACUUUCUGUUUAUCAGGAAUUAAAUAACGGAAUCAUUCCGUUUCUCCAAAGAUGUUCAAUGUCAAAAUUAGGACUGUACUUCGACAAAAUAGAUUGGUCAAAUAAUAAAUUAAUUCCAAAUAAAACAUAUAAAGCUUGGUAUCUACUGUAUUCCGAUACAAUUUAA
Messenger RNA from Vanderwaltozyma polyspora DSM 70294, 1734 nucleotides. RefSeq names its product SCF ubiquitin ligase complex subunit MDM30 (gene MDM30). Lineage: Eukaryota; Fungi; Ascomycota; Saccharomycetes; Saccharomycetales; Saccharomycetaceae. The coding region runs from base 1 to 1734 and encodes 577 amino acids. The record is from RefSeq and is a predicted model, not a curated record. The transcript has a single exon. Gene Ontology annotation, molecular function: protein binding.